AUUACCGUCCUUUGAACACUCGAUUUUCGAACCAUCGACAAACAUCCAGUCCGAUCCGUUCACUCCUUCGGAUAUCCAGAAGCAUCUGCUGUCCACUCGCGCACUCUGCUAGCUAGAGACCGCAUAAGAUCUGAGAUCUGGACCUUUUUUUGCCGUCAAACACUUUCUUCAAACACUUUCUUUCCCAACGCAAACGACAUCACGCCAAGAAGACUUUCGUCCGGAACGUUAAGCCCUCUCCUCAUCACGACUCUUACAACAACUCUUAUCACAACAUCGAAAUGCUCACCAAGACUCUUGUUCUCGGCAGCCUGGCCGCUCUGGCUAGCGCUCACAUCAAAGUCAGCUCUCCCGAGCCCUAUGGCGCCUCUAACCUGGACAACAGCCCCCUCUUACCUGAUGGCGCCGACUUCCCUUGCAAGCAGCGUAUCGGUGUCUACGACGUGGAGGGCGCCUCGAACGUCUACGCUCUCGGCUCGACGGGUCACCCGCUUGCUUUCGUUGGCUCCGCCGUCCACGGCGGCGGCUCCUGCCAGGUCUCCAUCACUUAUGACGCGAGGCCUGACAAGAACUCCGUCUGGAAGGUCAUCAAGUCCAUCGAGGGCGGCUGCCCUGCCCAAGGCCAAGAGGGAAACAUGGGCAGCAAUGCCAACCAGGAGGUCCCCUACAAGUACAACUUCGACAUCCCUAGUGACAUCCCUGCCGGAAACGGCACGAUCGCCUGGACUUGGUUUAACAAGGUUGGCAACCGGGAGAUGUACAUGAACUGCGGUCCCGUCACCCUCGAGGGCCAAGGCGGUUCCCAGGAAGCCUACAACGCUCUGCCGGACAUGUUCGUCGCCAACUUGGAGGAUAUCAACGACUGUCGGGUCCCCGCCGGAGUUGACGUCGUUUUCCCCAGUCCCGGAAGCAGGGUGGAGCGUCUGAACGGUCCUACUAACGCCUUCGGCACUCCUGACGGCGAACAAUGCAAACCUACCGGCUCUCCUGGCGGCGGCAACGGCAACGGCGGCGGCGCCCCUGCUCCCACUGUUGCCCCUCCCACAACUGAGGCACCUGCCCCCACACCCACCGGUGAUGCUGGCUCCGAUGACCGCGCUACUCUGCCCGGUGGCAUCUUCAUUCCCGUUCUCGAUACCACAACUCCCUAUGAGGGUCCUCAGCCCACGUCUGCUCCCGACACGGGAUACGAGCCUGAGCCCAUCCCCGAGCCAGUCCCCGGGCCCGCCCCCAUCCCUGAACCCGAGGCUCCUGUCCCCGUCCCGGCCCCCUCCGAGCCCGCUGGUGAUGGCGUCUACGCUCCCGGUACGCCUUGCUCUGAAGAGGGUCAGUGGAAUUGCAUCGGCGGCGAUUCCUUCCAGCGCUGCGCUAGCGGCAACUGGUCCACCGUCAUCCAGCUCGCGGCUGGCACCAACUGCGAGCCUGGUCAGGGCGCUGAUAUCAACAUGAUCGUCACCCGCAACGGCCGUAAGCGGGCCCUUCGGAAGACCUCCGUCGUCGUGUAGGCGAGUGCGCAUGCUAAAUUGCAUGUGUGUCAUGUUGGAAUAUAUACAUCCACAUGGGAAUGAUUUUUUAGGAUAUACCACUGGCCUGGGGCGCAAUCAUGAAACGGAUAUACCAAGCCGACUGACACGCAAGGGGCGUUCGUCGUCGGCAUGAUUUCUUCUCUUCUACUGUACAUACUUUAUAGACCUGUACAUUUUCUUUUAUUCUUCUUCCGAC
Messenger RNA from Sodiomyces alkalinus F11, 1722 nucleotides. RefSeq lists its product as hypothetical. Lineage: Eukaryota; Fungi; Ascomycota; Sordariomycetes; Glomerellales; Plectosphaerellaceae. The record is from RefSeq and is a predicted model, not a curated record. The coding region runs from base 282 to 1505 and encodes 407 amino acids. The transcript has a single exon.